AUGUCACGCUGCCCAGGGAGUUCUCGCUCGAGGGAAGAAUUGCAGGGCUACUAUGAGCCCGUCGGCCCUAACUGGACGGGUGUCGAAACACCAGCAUUUCAAUCCUCUUUCAUGGGAGUGACACCAUCGCCAUAUUGCACAGAGCCUAUGGUCCCGCAUCCAGCUAUCCUCACGCCCAUCUCCCUCCCGGAUAGUACAUUCCGUCCGAGCCCUGCACUCAGUCAAACUCACCAGUCCCAAGAGUAUCCAUCACAAGACUAUAGCUACAACAUCAGCAACUCCCUCCAACCACAGGGUCUGGGCAUCAACCUACAAUUUCCCAGCGAAUAUCCUCGAACAGCAGCUCCCAUCACUAACUAUGCCUAUACUUCAAACGACCAGCAUUAUGGCAUGGGCUAUACGCCCAACAUGUCACCCGCAGCCCCGGCACCUAAGCGCAUGAAACGCACUUCAUCAGACAUGAGAACACCAUCACGCGACACCCGCACUCCGCUCAGUAUCCUGCCCGAUCCAGAGGGCGUGGAACGCCUCGAGCGCGAGCGUAGCCAAAGCACGCCAGGUCCAGCACCAAUGCCGCCAAAACCUCGUGCAGCAGGUCGUGGACGGCGAGAUCCCAAAGCAGAAGAGGAAGACGCAUUUGUCGAGGAGUUGCGCGAGCAGAAUGUGUCGUGGAAGAGAGUGCGGCGAAUGUUCUUUGAGCGGUUCAAUCAAGAUGCCACCGAGGCUCGGCUGCAAAUGCGACUGAAUCGUCGAAAGAAGGAACGAGUCGGGCGCUGGGAAGAGCAUGAUGUUCAGCUGCUCCUCUCCGCUUCCGACAUGUGGGAGAUCGAGAGGUAUCAGUUCAUCGCUGAAAAGAUGAAAGAACUGGGCUGCACAAAAGAAUACACGCCCGAUCAAUGCAGAGCUCAACUACGGCACCUCGAGGCUAAACAACGACACACAAACUCAGGCAGCAAUUCCCCUUCAGUAAUAUCCGAACUUGUCGAAUCUCCCACUAAUCCCCCACCAACAUCACGGAAGCGAGCGCGCCAGGAAUUCGAUGAUUGA
Molecule: messenger RNA, 1047 nt
Organism: Penicillium daleae
Lineage: Eukaryota; Fungi; Ascomycota; Eurotiomycetes; Eurotiales; Aspergillaceae
Exons: 4
Coding region: 1-1047 (348 amino acids)
Source: RefSeq, a predicted model, not a curated record